CAGAAAACUGGCAAGCAGGUUAUGGCCAGGCCAAAAGACGGGCCAGAUAUCCAAUCUCGGCUGAUUUCUGGCAGUUGUCUGUCGUGUCCGUUCAAGGCCUGUUGGCUCGAAUUUGCAGGAGGUAGAAAGUAGGGAGGAGCCGCGGACCGCUCCGUCGGCCACUGCAUGUCGCGCGAGACGCGCGCGUCCAAGAGGGCAGAGAGGAGACGCCCCAGGCUGCUCUUCUUGCUCCUCGCACUUCUCGCUUUGCGCAUCUGCUGGCCGCUGCCGUGUUUGUCGCGCGCCUUUGUUGUUGCUGUGCCGAGCCGCACCGCCAAGGCAGCUACAAGGCGCCUGGCGCAAAUCGGUGGCACGAUGGCCGGCACCAGCUUCGGAUAUUCUGGUCCCAGCAAAGUGCUGCGAGAUUUGUGCGGCACCUACCUUGCCACCAACCCUGACGCGAAGCAGAGUUGGCAGGAAUUCUGCAAAUCCCGAGACCUUCAGCCCCUCGCCCCUUUGGAUAAGCAGCCUGUAGAGGCGAUGGAAGUUUUCCUCGCGGAUCCCGCUCAGUAUAAGCAAAAGGAGCUCCUCGAGUUCCUCGGCCUCGACACCGUCAACGUGCCACUGAAGGGCUUGUAUGACAUCAAGGAAGACGAUCCCAUUACAAAGUCCGCUCUCAUUCGCGAGCUCACUCUCAAGCAAUUCCGAGCUCUCAUCGCGGAGGACCCCGAGAUGAACAGAAAAUGGAGCAAUUUCUGGACAGCGAAGCUUCAAAGGCUCGUUGGGGAAGACGAGGACGACGCCCGGAGGGAGAUGGCCAUGAAGAGCUCGUUCGAGAAACGGAAAACGCCUGAGCCAGGCACGUGGGAUGCGAUGGUUAUGAGGGAGAAGUACUUCGAUGGGCGCUCCAGUGUCGGGGAGUUCGAUAUCGAUGGUGGAAAGGAUGCACUACGGUAAGCCUCUCGCGCCGUCCUGUCUGAGCCGCCUUGCCAGUACAGCGGCGAGGUUUGACAAUUUCGGAGCGCAGCUCUUGCGGAGUAUUUUUCUCGCCGGCGCUUGCCGCCCCAAGUAUUCUUGCAGAAAUUGGAGGCAGAAUCUCUCGAGAGACGCAACACAAAACAGUCCCAAAGCGGCCC
Messenger RNA from Prorocentrum cordatum, 1115 nucleotides. The record is from the annotation of a GenBank genome assembly. Lineage: Eukaryota; Dinophyceae; Prorocentrales; Prorocentraceae.